UUAGCUCUAAUUAAUAAUAAGCUCACCUCAUAUUCAUCCAACCAUUUUCCUUCCACCUCUUAAUUACAAAAUGAUCACAACAUAUCAAAUUUUCUUAGUUUUCUUAAUUUUCCUUCUGUCUGUUAUGAGAACAGAGGGAAGCUGUUCUUCAACCUGCCUUGGUCUAGCAUCCUAUUACAUACCAGAAGGAUCAAACUUAACUUACAUUAACUACCUUUUCAACCAACAAUCCUCAGAAAUUCAAAAAUACAGUCCAAAUCUUAAAAACAUCGAUGUUAUUCUAACUAAUACAAGAAUAAACGUGCCAUUCACGUGUGAGUGUCUCAACGGUGUGUUCUUAGGACACACUUUCUCGUACACAAUAAUACAUGGUGACACAUACACCUCAAUUGCUAACGUUAUAUAUUCGAAUCUUACAACUGAGGAUUGGGUGACUAGGGUCAAUAGCUAUCCACCUACAGAUAUUCCUGUUAAUGCUAAAAUCAAUGUUACUGUUAAUUGCUCUUGUGGUGUUAGACAAGUGUCAAGAAAAUAUGGGUUGUUUUUGACAUACCCACUUCGGAAAGGUGAAAAUUUGAGUGGUAUUGCGGCGGAGAAUGGUGUUCCGGUGGAUGUUUUGCAGAAGUAUAACCCUGGUUCCAAUUUUAGUGAUGGACAUGGUCUUGUUUUUGUGCCGGCUAGAGAUGAAAAUGGAAAAUUUCCACCACUGCACCUCAGAUCAGGAAUGUCCAAAGGAGGCAUUGCUGGCAUAGUUGUUGGAGGAGCUUUUGUGAUCUUACUUUUGGCAAUCAUUCUAUAUAUUAUGUUAUAUAGAAGAAGAAAAGUGGCUGAAGUAACCCUUCUGCCAGUCCCUGGAGCAUCUGAAGAUCAAUAUAGUCAACUCCAACAUGGUUGUGGAAGCAGCAUAGAUAAAGCAUCAGAAUCUACUACUAUUGCUUCUCCAAGGUUGACAGGUAUUACAGUUGACAAGUCAGUUGAGUUCUCAUAUGAGGAGUUAGCUAAAGCUACCGAUGGCUUUAGCGAAGCUAAAAUAAUCGGUCGGGGUGGAUUUGGAUCUGUAUACUAUGCCGAGCUUCGAAACGAGAAAGCUGCAAUUAAAAAGAUGGAUAUGCAAGCAUCAAAAGAAUUCUUAGCUGAACUAAAGGUUCUCACACAUGUCCAUCACUUAAACUUGGUGCGGCUAAUUGGAUAUUGUGUUGAAGGCUCUUUAUUUUUGGUUUAUGAGUACAUUGAGAAUGGAAAUUUAAGUCAACAUUUGCGCGGCACAGAGAAGGAUCCAUUAUCAUGGCCUGCUAGAGUUCAAAUUGCCUUAGACUCAGCAAGAGGAUUGGAAUACAUUCAUGAGCAUACAGUUCCUGUCUACAUUCAUCGAGAUGUUAAAUCAGCAAACAUUUUGAUCGACAAAAACUUCCGUGGAAAGGUUGCAGAUUUUGGUUUGACAAAAUUGACCGAAUACGGUAGCUCCUCGUUACAAACGCGCCUUGUUGGGACAUUUGGUUAUAUGCCUCCCGAAUAUGCACAAUAUGGCGAAGUUUCUCCCAAAAUAGAUGUUUAUGCAUUUGGAGUUGUUCUGUUUGAGCUUAUAUCUGGCAAACAUGCUAUUGUGAAGACCAAUGAGCCAGAGAGUGAAUCAAAAGGACUAGUUGCACUGUUUGAAGAAGUUCUUGUUCUGCCAGACCCAAAAGAAGAUCUUGGUAAAUUUGUUGACACUAGGCUUGGUGAAAAUUACCCUAUUGACUCAGUAUUUAAGAUGUGUCAACUUGCCAAAGCAUGCACACAUGAAAAUGCUCAACUUAGGCCAAGCAUGAGAUCAAUUGUAGUUGCUUUAAUGACACUUUCAUCAGCAGCUGAGGAUUGGGAUGUUGGCUCUUUCUAUGAAAACCAAGCAUUAGUGCAUUUAAUGUCUGGAAGGUAGCAUAGAACCUAGCUACUAUAGGUUCCUCCUCUGCUUCAACCAAAUUCCUCUUUCAAGAUACAAUCCCAGUUUUCUCAACAUUUCCAUUCAUGGAUCUUUCAUGUUUCAACUGUGAAUUUGUAAAUAAAAACAAUCAUUUUUUUGACAAAAAAAAACAUAUACUUUCUUUUUUGUUCUCCUUAGGUUUUAUCUCUAGUAAAGAUAAUCCUAUUUGAGGGAGAGAAAAAAAGAUAAUCAUAUUUAAGAUAUUAUCGAAAACUAAAUACGAACAACUCUUUCAGAUAGGAGUUGAAUCUUGAAUCGC
This is a messenger RNA of Trifolium pratense (red clover), 2219 nucleotides long. Its product is annotated as chitin elicitor receptor kinase 1-like. NCBI's taxonomy places the organism in Eukaryota, Viridiplantae, Streptophyta, Magnoliopsida, Fabales, Fabaceae. Gene Ontology annotation, molecular function: transmembrane receptor protein kinase activity; ATP binding. The transcript has 12 exons. The record is from RefSeq and is a predicted model, not a curated record. The coding region runs from base 71 to 1915 and encodes 614 amino acids. Gene Ontology annotation, biological process: innate immune response; protein phosphorylation.